AUGGAGCAGAUCGUGGUCUAUGAGUUCAUGGCCAAUGGCGACCUCGACCGCUGGAUCAGACCCGGCGCACCCCACCCGCUCACAAUGCAGCAGCGGUUAGCCAUCCUGACGAGCAUGGCGCGCGGGCUGGAGUAUCUGCACGGCUUCAGCAUCGUGCAUUGCGACAUCAAGCCCGCAAACGUCCUGUUGGACGCGCGCAUGCACGCCAAGCUCGCUGACUUUGGGCUGCCAGGCAUAUGCAUUAGCAAUAUCAUGCAUGGCAUUUCAGACAUCUCCCAUACCGAGACCAGCCUCUUUGGAGUGGUGAUGCUGGCGGUGAUCACGGCUCGCAAGGCCAUCUACAACAUCGAGUCCAACCAAGCAGCAUCGCUGGUGGUAGUAGGGGACGUGGCGGCCCUCAAGGACCCGCACCUGCAAGCACCGGACAACCUGGUGCUGCGCAUGGCACGCCUGGCGCUCUCCUGCACCGCCAUGCCCACGGCGUCUCGCUCAGGCAUGAGCCGUGUGCUGGCAGAGCUGCUGCUGCUCAAGGAGGAGUUCUUUGGGGAGGACGAGGACCGCAUGGCUGCCCGCAUCGACCUCGAGAUCGAGAGCUCUGAGCAGGUUGAUUUCAGCUUGGAGCUGGCUCGUCUUCAGGGGAUUCAACAUGGUAGUUAG
This is a messenger RNA of Closterium sp. NIES-65, 657 nucleotides long. NCBI's taxonomy places the organism in Eukaryota, Viridiplantae, Streptophyta, Zygnematophyceae, Desmidiales, Closteriaceae. The record is from the annotation of a GenBank genome assembly.